UCCAUUUGAAUAUCUGUUUACGACUUGCAACCUUUCGACAAACAAAAAUAGUAGUCUAUUCCUUGAAGUGAGGGCUUUUGUUGCCUCCUUCCUUUGAAAAUGGCAAACACGGAAGAGCAAAAAGAAAUUGCCCAUUUACGUUCGUUACUGAAAGACAAAGAGGAUGAGAUUGCUCGGCUGAAACUUCUCAUUGGAACUGUAGGCCUACCCGGAAUUGACAAAGAGGAUCCAUCAGGAAGGACGCCAACGGUGCCGGCUGCAUGUCACGGCAACUUGACGAAGGACCAAGUCUCCCGCUACAGCAGGCAAUUAAUUCUGCCUCAAGUCGGUGCCGAAGGACAGAAGCAACUGGCAAAGAGUUCCGUCCUGAUUCUCGGAGCCGGUGGACUUGGUUGCCCGGCAGCUAUUUAUUUGGCUGCGGCCGGUAUUGGACAUUUGGGUGUAGUCGAUUACGAUGUCGUCGAACUGAGUAACCUACACCGACAAAUCAUGCACCGCGAGGCGAGCGUAGGUGUUUCCAAAGCGGCCUCUCUCGGCCAGGCGGUGCGUUCGCUCAAUUCACGCGUUCGUGUGUCCAUUCACGACGUCCAGCUGGACGAGAGCAACGCUAUGGACAUAGUGUCCGGCUACAGUGUGGUGCUGGACUGUUCGGACAAUCCCGCCACUCGCUACUUGAUCAACGACGCGUGCGUCCUCUCCGGCCGUCCUCUCAUCUCGGGCAGCGCACUCCGCUGGGAAGGCCAAUUGACAGUCUACAAUUACCGUGACGGACCUUGUUACCGCUGUCUCUACCCGACGCCACCCAAUCCCAAGUUUGUCACCAACUGCUCGGACGGAGGAGUCAUCGGAGCAGUUCCAGGUCUGAUUGGAACACUGCAGGCGAUGGAAACGAUCAAACUCCUCUUGGCGGAGGUGAAGCCGGACGCGUCCAAUCAUUGCCGAACAGGCCCUUCGUUCAGCCGGCGAUUGCUCGUCUUCGACGGAGAGAGCGGAAUGUUUCGUACCGUUUCACUACGCCCCAAGCAGCCAAGCUGUGCCGUCUGCGCCGGCCCGGAGUCGAGGACCAUUAACCGUCUCGUCGACGUCGAUUACGCUCUCUUCUGCGGUCGAGGACCUCACGACAAGGAUGAAGGACUGCGAAUAUUGAAGGGCGAAGAUCGCGUGACUGCCUCGGAAUUCCGGAAUGUCGUCGAGUCAUUUGAAAUGGAUAGACGACCGUAUCUUUUGAUUGACGUCCGCCCUCGACUGGAAACGUCCAUCUGCUCGCUACCAGACAGCGUCAAUGUACCGUUUGAGGACCUGGAACAGCGUGUCGAUGAACUCAAAGAGCUGGUCAAUCGACAUUUAGCCCGGAAGGAUGCCGGACAAUCGCCACUGUCAGUGUACGUCGUUUGCCGUCGAGGCAAUAACUCACAGCUGGCCGUCGAGCGGAUGCGGACCCUCCUGCCACCCGAUUGGCCCGUCGUCGUCAAAGACAUCGUCGGCGGAUUGCAAGCAUGGGCCGAACAAGUCGAUCCAUUGUUCCCAAUCUACUAGUUGUGCCUUCCCUUUUUUUUUUUUAUAUUUCUCAGUUUCUUAACCAUCCGCCAACUUCUUUUUAUUUGUAUCGUCUUGCGAAUUGAAUACGAGUUCCUUGAAUUACGUAUCUGACGAAACGCAUGAAAAAGAAGGCCACUGUUAUUUUUGGGGUCUGUACAAUG
Daphnia carinata is the source of this 1700-nucleotide messenger RNA. RefSeq names its product adenylyltransferase and sulfurtransferase MOCS3-like (gene Uba4). Lineage: Eukaryota; Metazoa; Arthropoda; Branchiopoda; Diplostraca; Daphniidae. Gene Ontology annotation, cellular component: cytosol; cytoplasm. The record is from RefSeq and is a predicted model, not a curated record. Gene Ontology annotation, biological process: protein urmylation; tRNA wobble position uridine thiolation. The transcript is spliced from 6 exons. Gene Ontology annotation, molecular function: thiosulfate-cyanide sulfurtransferase activity; nucleotidyltransferase activity; URM1 activating enzyme activity. Bases 100 to 1536 code for a protein of 478 amino acids.